AAAAUUUUAAAGAUUUUAACAAUUUCAAGAAGCCAACAAUAAUUAUUAUAGAAUUCAAAAUUCUUUGCUGGAUUGUUGUAGUAUUAUAGAAGAAUGAGUAUAUGAAGUAAUAAUAUUAAUGCAACUAAACUAUUUUUGGUCUAAUUUGUGAGCGAAACUUUAACUAUUUUUUGAUGUGUUUUAAAAACUUAUGACAACUUUUUCAUCAUCAGCUUCACCAAUGUUUCGUUCAUUUUCAUCAGAAAGUCAAAAAAAGGAUUGGAGCAAACGUUUGUCAUUGCGUGGUAGCCGACGCUCAGCUAAAGAGGAUGUUUCUGGUGUUUUAUCAAGAAAAGCAAAAUUUACUGGACGUUCAGCUUCGCUACGUCAAAAUAGAAGUCCACAGGUUUCAUUAGAAUUACAAGCACCAUCACCACAAGGACAACAGCCAUCUUCAACGCAACCGACUACACCAAAAAAAUCAAAUUGGGAAGUUAUAGAACAUUUUAAUAAUGCUAAAGAUGGUAAAUCAUCAGUUAGUAGCAGUUUAAUUGCUGCCGGUGUUACCAGAUAUAAUGUUGAUGAAUCGUUAGACUCUACUGCAUCCGGUUCUAUAUGUAAUAGUCCAAUGGUACACCAACGAGAUGUUCAGCAACCCUUAUUACAAGGUUCAGAAAGUGAUAAUCGUAAUUGCGAAGGAAAUCCGAAUUUAAUAAGUCCGACAAUAUCAUUUUGGUUUCGUUUAAACAAGGUCAUUAUAAGAUUAUGUAGUACACAUCAAUUUAAGAACUUACAGGUGGAAAUGCUCUAUCAAAGGUAUUUCCUUCGUAUGAAUCAAAGUAAUACAACGCAUAUAUUAGGUUUAUUAUUAAUACUUGUAUUGGCAUUAGCUAGUGUCCAUAUAAUUGUAAGUACAUUUUAUUUAACAAGUACAUCAGCAUCAAUAAGAAAUCGAGAGAUAUUACCAACAACAUUUCAAACAAAUAAAAUGUUUAAUAUUGAAAGAAAUCAAAAUUAUCAUCAAAAUCAAAAUCAUCAUCAGCAUCAUCAUCAUCAUCAGUACCAGCAAAAUAACCAACAUCAACCAAAUAUUCAAAUUGAAAAUGUUAUAAUUUUAUCUCGAAAAAAUGAUGAAUCAAAUGAUAAUUUGAAUAAUAGUAAUACAAAAGGAUUAUUUUUAACACAUACACAAUCUUCAUCAUCAGUACUUCCAUCAGAAUUUCCAAUAGAAUUUAAAUCAGUAAAUGAAAAUUCACAACAUCAGCUGCAUUUACAAAAAAAUUAUAAAAAUAAAAUUGAUUUUAUUAAAAGUCCAAAUGCUACUACUACCGCUGGCAGUAAUUUAAAAUCAACUUUAAAAAAAAAUUCUUUAGAAAUUAUUCAAAAUGAAAAUAAAAUAAAAAAUUUUGCAUCAACAGCAAAAAUAAAUCAUAAUCCUUUGAAUAGCUAUGAUGUCAAUUAUUUAAUGCAUUUUAGAAGGAAAAAACGUUUUCAUAAAAUAACACAUCACAAGCAUCGAUACAAAAAUUUUAGGUUCAAACGAAACCUAUAUGAUUUGGAUAGAAAAAAUUCUAUGAUGGCAUUGGGAUUAAAUAUUGAAGCUGAGAAUAUAAAGGAAGAAAAUGUUGAAGAUCCAAUAUUAGAUGAUUCAAUCACAAGUCAAAUAACACAAACACCAAAUGAAACAUUAAUCAAUAGCAACUUGAAUAACAACUCUUUUGAUGAUAACGAUUCAAUUACUAAGACAUCAAAUGUAACAACAUUCAAUAUACCCGAUAAUGUACUUGCUUUACUUUUUGUUCUUGGAAUUUGUGCAAUCGUAUAUGCCUGUUUAUUGGGUGUCUUGUCAAAGCCAGCUAUGAAUGAAAUUUUUUUGGUUCUUGUCUCUUACAUCAUUAUUGGAACAUUUUUAGCAAUGGAAAUUGCCUUAGCCUAUGUUGGUUUGCCACGAAAAUCAUUUAAUACUAGUGGAGGCUGCGUUAUAUUUGUAUAUAUAAUUUAUACAAUGUUACCGGUACGUUUAAGAGAAGCAAUGAUUGGUGGUGUUCUAUUAUCAUUAGCCCAUAUAUAUGUUUCAAUAUAUAGCACAAAAAUAUUAAGAUGGGAACAGAUUGCUAGCUCAAUUUUUGCAUUAUUUUGUACAAAUUUUGCUGGUAUAUUUACACAUUGGCCAAGAGAAAAAGCGCAACGGAAAGCUUUCAUAGAAACAAGACAAUGUAUUGAAGCUAGAUUGAAAACACAAAGGGAAAAUCAACAGCAAGAACGUCUUCUUCUAUCAGUAUUACCGAGGCAUGUUGCAAUGGAAAUGAAAGAUGAUAUAGCCGGUCAACCAAGAGAAGCACAAUUUCAUAAAAUUUAUAUACAACGACAUGAAAAUGUUAGUAUACUUUUUGCUGAUAUCUGUGGUUUCACAAGUCUUGCGGACCAAUGCACAGCUGAAGAACUUGUAAGACUUCUAAAUGAACUAUUUGCCAGAUUCGAUCGAUUAGCUGCAGAACAUCAUUGUCUACGAAUAAAAUUAUUAGGUGAUUGUUAUUAUUGUGUUUCAGGAUUACCUGAUCCUAGACCAGAUCAUGCACAUUGUGCUGUUGAAAUGGGUCUGGAUAUGAUUGAUGCAAUAGCAUUGGUACGGGAAGUUAUGGCUGUUAAUGUUAAUAUGAGAGUUGGAAUACAUACAGGUCGUGUUCAUUGUGGUGUCUUAGGUUUAGUUAAAUGGCAAUUUGAUGUAUGGUCAAAUGAUGUUACAUUAGCAAAUCAUAUGGAAAGUGGUGGUAUACCUGGACGAGUUCAUAUAACCAAAGAAACACUAAAAUGUUUAGAUGGUGACUAUGAAGUUGAAGAGGGACGUGGUUGGGAAAGAAAUUCAUAUUUAAAAGAUCAUCAAAUUGAAACAUAUUUAAUAGUUCCUGGAGAUACAUAUAGACCGAAUAAAAAGAGUAAACCAACUUUAGCAAUUAAUGGUAAUAUAUCGAAAGAACUUAGAAUGAUGGGACAUGGUACACAAAAGAACACAUCAAAAUUGGGUUUCACGGAUGCUACAGAAAUCACCAAAGAUCCAGAAGAUGAAGUUAAUGAUUAUUUAAUGAGAGCCAUUGAUGCACGUAGCAUUGAUCAUUUACGUUCAGAACAUUGUAAAUCGGUUUUAUUAUCCUUUAAGGAUGUCAAUUUAGAGAAAAAAUAUUCUGCGGAACCAGAUAGAAUGCUAACCUUAUAUUUUUAUUGUAGUUUUGUAAUAUUAGGAGGAAUAAUUGUAAUGCGCCUAAUAGUUUUUAAAAGAAAUUCUUUGAAUUACGUAACGGCUAGUGUUUGUUUAAUUCUUCUUUUAAUUAUUGUAUUUCUUGUUGCCUCUUAUGAAAUUAACCUUAAGCUUCCGCUUGGUGCUAAAAAAUUUUCAGAAAAAAUUCAUAGAAAUCGUACAACUUCACAAAUUUUAGGUUUUUUUGUUGUAGUUAUAAUAAAUUUUGCAUCUUCUUUAUCUAUAGCUUUAAUAAAUUUCCAAGACUGUUCACCAUCAUCAUUUAAAAAUUUAACACAAAAUACAAUAAUAGCUACAAAUACAAUAAAUGCUACGACAUCAUUAUCAUCAACAGCCAGUAUGUUAACAACAAAUUCACCUAUAAUUUCAACUAUGAAAACUACAACAGACAGUAAUAUUAGUACAGUAGAUGUUACAACAAUAUCAUAUCAGGAUAGUAUUCAAUGUGAUUAUUUUAUUCUUAAUAAUACUUUUCUAUUGGUAUCAUUACUAUCAAUGAUGACUUGUGCCAUUUAUCAAGUUUUAAGAAUUAUCCUUAAAUUAUUAUUACUUUUAUUUACUGGAACAUUUUAUUUUGCGUUCUCAUUAUAUUUCUAUACAACGAGAGAGGAACAACUUAGUUUAAGCAGAUAUGAUACAUCAGAAGUUCUUCUUAGAUUCACAGUUGAUUUAAUAUUUAUAGUAAUAUUUACAAUAGCCCUAAUAUUUCAUAGUCAUCAAACAGAAGCAACCUACCGAUUAGAUUUUAUAUGGAAAUUGCAAGCAACAGAGGAAAAAGAAGAUAUGGAACACUUACAAGCAUAUAACCGGAAAUUAUUGGAAAACAUCCUUCCGGUUCAUGUUGCAGAACAUUUUUUGAGUCGAGAUAAAAAUAUUGAUGAUUUAUAUCAUGAACAAUGUGAUAGUGUUUGCAUAAUGUUUGCUUCAAUACCAAAUUUCUCAGAAUUUUAUGUUGAACUUGAAGGGAACAACGAAGGUGUAGAAUGCUUAAGAUUAUUAAAUGAAAUAAUUGCUGAUUUUGAUGAAUUAUUGAAUGAAGAACGUUUUCGUUAUAUUGAAAAAAUCAAAAGUACUGGUGCAACAUAUAUGGCUGCUUCUGGAUUAACUGCUCAAACCUGUGAUAUGACUGAAUUUCGACAUGUUACAUCAAUGGCCGAAUAUGCUUUACAAUUAUUUGAUAAAAUUGAAGAAGUUAAUACCCAUUCUUUUAAUAAUUUUCGUAUGAGAAUUGGAAUCAAUAUUGGACCUGUAGUGGCAGGUGUUAUAGGUGCACGUAAACCUCAAUAUGAUAUUUGGGGCAAUGCUGUCAAUGUUGCAAGUAGAAUGGAUUCAACUGGAUUAUUAGAUCAUAUACAAGUUACACAAGAAAUUUUUCAAAUAUUAGAACCAAGAGGUUUCAUAUUAGAAUUACGUGGUAGUGUUAAUGUUAAAGGUAAAGGUACAAUGAUAACAUAUUUUUUAAAAGGAAAAUCAACAGUUAUAACAAAUAAUAAUAUAAAUAGUAAUAAAAGUAUUGAUGAAACAAAUAUAGCACAACAAAAUCAAUUAUUAAAUCAUAAUAAUAAUGCCAAUAAUACCAUUCCAAAUAAUAUUUUACAAAAUCAAAAUAGUACAAAUUCAGAUGAUUUUACACAAGAUUUUGAUAUAAACAUUAUGAAAAAUAAUCCAACAGCACAACGUCGAAAAUCAUUAUGCCGUCAACAUCAAAUAUCAUCAUCAUUUGGUACAACAUUUAGUGCAUGUAUAACACCUAGCCUAUCAAAUAGUUCAUGUAGUGUAAAUACAGCAAGUGCUCAAACAAUUCCAAGUAUUAAAGCAGUUAAUUUAGUUGAAUCACCAACUGAUUCACAAUCAACAAUAACAACAGGAACUGGAACUGGAUUACCAAUUUCUAUGAUAUCAUUAACAACAACAACAACAACUACAAUAGCAACAAUAACAACAACAAAUUCAACUACAAAUCAAUUAUUACAAAUGUCACAGAAUUCACAAAGUGGUAGUAGUAAUAGUAGUUGUACAAAACCACCAUUACCAGUAACAUGUCCCAGAAAUCAAAUAACAGAUUUAAGAAAAGAUUUUACAAAAGAAUAUUCAGAUCGUUUAAAAGAUUCAAUUGAAAAUUUAGAAAUUUUAUUAAAAAAUGAUAUUAGUUUAUCUGAUUUAAGUAAUAAACAUCAACAACAUAUUAUAUUCCGUCAAACCGAUCAAUAUAAUAGUAGUUGUUCACAAGAUUCAAAGCAUAUAAAUUCAAUUGAUUUAAUUAAUAAUUGCAACAGUAAUAAUUGUAAAAGUAUAAAUAAUUCAAAUAAUAAUAGCAUUGAUAAUAGUGAUAAAAUAAAAAAUUGCUCUGUAAUUGUAAAUUCAAAUUAUAAUAAUUGUAGUGGUGAUAGUAGUAGCACCGAUAUUAAUAAUUAUUGUAUAAAUGUAAAUGAUGUAAAUAAAUUAAAACGAAAAUCAUUAGAUUUAAAUGUUAUGGAAAAUCAUUGUCAUCAUAGUAAUAAUAGUAAUAAUAGUUGUCUAUUAGCAAAAGAAGCUAAAAAUUUUAUUUUAUUAAAUUGUAAUGGUGAUGGUAAAAGAAUAAGUCCAAUUAAAAAUUCACAAUCAUUAUGUCCAAUUCGUACAUCAACAACUCCAACAUCAGCUUAUAUUAUACCAAAUAGUAAAAGUUUAACACUUAUACAUUCAAAAGGUAUUACUAAUUUUGUAUUAAAAGAUGUAACUAAUGUUUUAGAAAAAUCUUAGAUUUCAAAAAAUAUUUUCCUAUUUUAAAAAUUUUAAAUACAAAGUACAAUUUUAAUUCAAAUGCUUUUGUUAUACUUAUAAAAUCUUAUCAUGCGCCUUUUUAAAAUGAACAAAGUUCAAUAAGAUCACAUAUCUUUUAUUCAAUAAAAUUGUUAAUUUUCCAAAGAAUUUAUGAAUGUUAAAAGAUUGUUGUUUUAUAUAUGUAUGUAGGAACAAAGAGGAAUUUAGUAGUCAAGAAAAUAGAAGAAUAAUAAUUAAAUAGUGCUCCAAAUUUAUGAAAUUCAAUAAUUAAAAAAUUAUUUUUAUCCUUAUGGGAAGCUGAAAAUAUUUUUAUUUGAAAAUCCUAACUAAGUUGUAGUUUCAAUUUAAAAAGUUAGAUGAAUUAAACACAGCAUGUGAAGUCCUAAAAAUCUUUGUUAAUAAAAAAUUUACUUAGUCCGAAAAUAUAUAGUACCAAGGACAGGUAAAUGAAA
Molecule: messenger RNA, 6450 nt
Organism: Condylostylus longicornis
Lineage: Eukaryota; Metazoa; Arthropoda; Insecta; Diptera; Dolichopodidae
Exons: 30
Coding region: 191-5977 (1928 amino acids)
Biological process (GO): cAMP biosynthetic process; intracellular signal transduction; adenylate cyclase-inhibiting G protein-coupled receptor signaling pathway
Cellular component (GO): plasma membrane
Molecular function (GO): adenylate cyclase activity
Source: RefSeq, a predicted model, not a curated record